This is a messenger RNA of Aspergillus puulaauensis, 2616 nucleotides long. It is a transcript of the gene nip1, whose product is annotated as translation initiation factor eIF3 core subunit c. Gene Ontology annotation, molecular function: translation initiation factor activity; translation initiation factor binding; RNA binding. Gene Ontology annotation, biological process: translational initiation. The transcript has 2 exons. NCBI's taxonomy places the organism in Eukaryota, Fungi, Ascomycota, Eurotiomycetes, Eurotiales, Aspergillaceae. Gene Ontology annotation, cellular component: eukaryotic translation initiation factor 3 complex. Bases 1 to 2616 code for a protein of 871 amino acids. The record is from RefSeq and is a predicted model, not a curated record.
AUGUCGCGCUUUUUCUACGGUAACGACAGCGACAGCAACAGCAGCGGCUCCGACGAGGAGGAGCUCUACAGCGAUGAGGAGGAGGUCGAGAAGUCCGAGGAGGAAUCCAGCGAGGAGGAGGGUAGCUCUUCGGAGGAAGAGUCCUCUGAGGAUGAUGAGGCUGGAAAAACCAGUGCUAGUCGUUUCAUAAAGGAUAUCAGUGAUAGCGAGGAAAGUGAGGAUGAAGAGGUGGUCAAGGUUGUGAAGAGUGCGAAGAACAAGCGGUUGGAGGAACUCGAGAGCACGAUUAAGUUGAUGGACAAUGCUCAGAAGAUUAACGAUUGGGCGGUUAUUUCAGCUGAAUUCGACAAGCUGAACCGUCAAAUCGUGAAGGUCGUUCAGUCCGGCCCUGUUCCUAAGGUCUAUGUCAAGACCGUCGCGGACCUCGAGGAUUUGGUCAACGAGACCGUCACCAAGCAGAAGUCGUCCAACAAGAAGAUGAACGCCAGCAACGCCAAGGGUUUCAACGCAAUCAAGCAGAAGAUCAAGAAGAACAACAAGGAAUAUGCUGCACAGAUUGAGAAGUACCGUGCGAACAAGGAAGACUUCAUGGAGAGCGAGGAUGAAGAGGAGAAGAAGAAGUCUGCCCCGGCUGCACCUCGCCUGAGCAAGCUGGAGCGCGUCGAGGCACCCGCUGCUGUUGCCGGUGACGACGAUGGAUUCGCGACCGUUGGCCGUGGUGGAAAGACUCUUCAGUACACCCCAGAGAGCAUCCUUAAGCACCUCCGUGUUAUCGUCGAGUCCCGAGGAAAGAAGAACACCGACCGCCUCGAGCAGAUCAAGACCAUGGAGAAGCUCCUCGAGGUUUCCCAGAACCCUUACCAGCGCAUCCGUGUCUACCUUACCCUUAUCUCCACCCGCUUCGACCUUACCACUACAUCUGCCGCUGCGUACAUGAGCGUUGAACAAUGGAAGGCUGCUGAGCAAGAAUUCGCCACCCUGCUUUCCGUUCUUGAGAAGGAGACCGACUACGUUGUCAGCGAAGGUGCCGAGGAGUGGGAGGAUGAUGAGAAGCAGCCCCAGGUUACGCCAGGCCAGACCCUGUACAUCCCGGGCAGCAUUGUUUCGUACAUUGAGAGACUUGAUGACGAGCUCACGAGGUCUCUGCAGCACAUCGACCCUCACACCGCCGAGUAUAUCGAACGUCUGAGCGACGAGAAGCAGCUGUAUACCAAUCUUGCACGGACCCAGAUCUACGUUGAGGGUCUGACGAAGCGGGAGAAGACCGAGCUUCGCCAGGACAGCCUUAAUCGUGUGGUGAUGAGGAGACUCGAACACAUCUACUUCAAGCCUUCUCAGGUCAUCACAAUUCUGGAAGAUAACACGGGGAAGGCUCUUCCCUCAGAGCUGAAAUCCUCCAUCACAAGCGGUACAAACACUGCCGAUGCCGAGGCCCUCGUCCACACGCUAUGCAACUACCUGUUCAAGAACAGCGAUGGUAUCCUCCGGGCCCGGGCAAUGCUCGCCCAGAUCUACUUCCUCGCCCUUCACGACCAGUACUACCGUUCUCGUGACUUGAUGCUCAUGUCUCACCUUUCCGAGAACAUUGCGAACUUCGAUGUUAGCUCUCAGAUCCUCUUCAACCGAACGUUGGUCCAGAUCGGUCUGUGUGCCUUCCGUGCUGGUCUCGUCUACGAAGCCCAGAACACUCUCUCCGAGAUCUGCGGUAGCGGGCGCCAGAAAGAGCUUCUCGCCCAGGGCAUCAUCCUCCAGCGUUACUCUACCGUCUCCCCCGAACAAGAGCGUCUUGAGCGUCAACGUCAACUCCCCUUCCACAUGCACAUCAACCUCGAACUGCUCGAGUGCAUUUACCUCACCUCUAGCAUGUUCCUUGAGGUCCCUCUGAUGGCUCAGACCUCUUCCUCCCCCGAAAUGAAGCGCCGCGUCAUCUCCAAGACCUUCCGCCGUAUGCUUGACUACAACGAGCGCCAGGUCUUCACCGGUCCCGCCGAGAACACCCGUGAUGGUGUCAUCAUGAGCGCCAAGUUCCUCGCCGCCGGUGACUGGAAGAAGGCCGCGGAGAUGCUUAACUCCAUCAAGAUCUGGGACCUUAUGCCCCAACCAGAGAAGAUCAAGGAGAUGCUCUCCCAGCAGAUUCAAGAAGAGGGACUCCGCACAUAUCUCUUUACCUAUGCCCCCUUCUACGACAGCCUCUCUAUCUCCACCUUGUCAACCAUGUUCGAGCUCCCCGAAAAGAAGAUCGCUGCUAUCAUCAGCCGCAUGAUCUCCCACGAGGAACUCGGCGCAGCCCUCGACCAGGUCAACGACGCCAUCAUCUUCCGCAAGGGUGCUGAGCUCUCUCGCCUCCAGUCCCAGAUCGUCACCCUCGGCGACAAGUCCAUGAACCUCCUCGAGGCCAACGAGAAGACUCUCGAGCAACGGACACAGGGUAUGGCCAAUGCCUUCCAGCGCGAGCACGGGCCUGGCGGCCGUGGCGGCCGUGGUCCCCGAGGUGGUGGUCAAGGCCGUGGUGGUGGUCAAGGCCGUGGUGGUGCGAGAAUACCUGGUGGUGGACAGCGCCGACCGGGUGGACAGCAAUUCGGUGGUGGUGCAUUGGGUGGAGCGAUCAAGGCUUAA